This is a messenger RNA of Lagopus muta (rock ptarmigan), 6442 nucleotides long. It is a transcript of the gene ABCC10, whose product is annotated as ATP binding cassette subfamily C member 10. NCBI's taxonomy places the organism in Eukaryota, Metazoa, Chordata, Aves, Galliformes, Phasianidae. Bases 1464 to 6083 code for a protein of 1539 amino acids. The transcript has 24 exons. Gene Ontology annotation, molecular function: ABC-type transporter activity; ATP binding; ATP hydrolysis activity. Gene Ontology annotation, biological process: transmembrane transport. The record is from RefSeq and is a predicted model, not a curated record. Gene Ontology annotation, cellular component: membrane.
CGGGGACGCCCACACAAAAUGGCGGCCGCCAGCCAGCGGUCACGUGCGUCCCGCGGCGGGGCGGGUAGCGCUAGGUAGGGGUGGCGCUGCGCUCAGGCACUAAUUGAGGCUGGCUACAGCAGGAUGACUUCAUGCUGGUAUCUAUCCAUGGAUGGCCUUGAGGAUCUGCAGGACCUGAGAGGUGCCCCAAUCUGGGGGAGAUGCUGAUCACAGCUUGUUGUGAUCCAGGAAGAGUUCUAAGGGUUUCACUUACCUUGGAAGCAUAAGUAGUUAUUUUGACUCUUGUAAGGGAAGCUUCCUUGACUGCAGAGGAUGUAAACUAAUUAUCAAGGCCUCUACAGAAAAGUUUACUCUAGAAACCUCUGAAUGGCCUUUGGGAGGAACCACAGCUUGACCAAAGGUACCUAACUAGUACAGAUUAGUAUCUUGCUUGGACAUGAAAAGGCAGCCUUGCAACUCUGACACUUUAAGGACCUUAAGAAAUAAGAAUCCUCAAAGACAAAAAUUAAACAAUGUUGUACAGACAUUCAGGAAAAUAGUGCUAUGUCAAGAAGUUGAUGUGAACCAGAGCAGAAAUUUUUGUCUCUCUUUGGAUUUGUAUAUUCUAAGGCAAUAAGAACUCUCAGUAAUGAAUAGUAGAGUGAAUGUUGCCUUGUGCUGCUUUAUAGGACAGUCUUCAUUCCAGCUAAGUCUGUGCAUCUGUGAGCACUGACUUCAGUCUCCAUGCAGAAGCCAGUUUUCUGAUGUGAUGGAUACAGAGACCAGAGGGUACUGAAAUCUGCAGAGAGGACAGAGAACCAGUAAAGCUUGACCAAAAGAAAAAAUAAAUCUUACAUGGCAAGAAGAAGAUCAGAGAACAAUGUGGCAUGGAAGGAGUUCCUGAACUUGUAUGGGGUUCCUGUAGGAAUGGCAGACACUCAGAUGGGUCUUCUCAUGCUUUGUCCUUCUUCAUAAACCCACAGCAGAAAUCCUUGUGGUGGUGCCAGCUGCUAUGUCUUUGUCUCCUCAUACUUCUUUCCAGGAAACUAUCAUUAGAGAGUACUGUGGCCUCCAAGUACGUGCUCUUAUCUCUGCUGCCUAACUCCUCUGGCCAGAUUGCUCUGUGCUCCGGGACAGGAAUGUCACUGGCAUUCUGCUACCUCAGCACCCCGCUGAUAACGCUUGCUAGCUCAGAGAAUGCUUUAUUGCCUUUCCGACGAGCUGUGAGUUGAAAGUAAAAUUGGCGACCGGUGAUGAAUUAUUGUCAGAGAUGCGCUAAUAGAGGGAGUACUGAGGGACGGUUUGGGGAAAUGGAGUAUCUCGAGCACCUGCUGCGAAGUCAGCGGUAGCAGCGCGUCCUCCGGACCGCAAGGGGGCGCGCGAGGCUCCCCUUGCCUCUCUCUUCCACGUGGGCAGCACGGAGCCGGGGGAGGGCCGAGCCUUGCCGAGGAGCUCCAUCUCUCGUGUUCAGUUCCCACUGAAGGAUGGAAAACAUCCUGGCUGGUUUGUGUGGGACCAGCCCAGAAGAUCCACUCCCUGUGUGGGUUCAUGGCAGAGUUGGCCAUUGCUUUAAUCAGCUGGCACUGAACGUGUUUCCUCAUGUGAUCCUUGCUGCGGUCAGCGCCUGCUUCCUUGGCACUCCAAGAUCUGGCUCUGGGAUGUCUCACAGGCGAGGCUGGAGAUGCAGAAUUGCCAUGUCAUUUGUACUUGCUGGCUUGCUCCUUGCUGAUAUAAUCCCAACCGCCAUUUCUCAGCAGGAGCUGGGCCCUGUAUACCUGGAAGUGUUAGCCAGUGGCAUUGCUGCACUGACGUGGCUCACUCACGGCCUCGCACUCAUCAUGCUCUGCAGGUCCAUUCACGGCUCUGCUAGGGGCCCUGCAGCCCUGGCUCUCCUCACUCUCUUACCACUGCCUUCCCUCCUCAUCACACUGGUGUGGUAUUGCCAAAGUGGGACAGCUUGGUCUCCUGCCCACCCUGCUGUCUCCUCCAGGUUCACCAUUCUCUGUCUGAAGCUGGCCUCUCUGCUGACGUAUGUGAUUGGCUAUCUCUUACCUGCUGCUGAUAGGCAUGAAUUCCUCUCCAUCAACAGCUCCUGGCAGCAGGAUCAGCUCAUUUCAGAGCCAGGGAUCUCAGUGUCAGAUCAGCAGGGAGUGGCAGAAGAUGGUGAGAGCUGGCUCUCACGCUUCUUUUAUGCUUGGAUGAACCCUCUUAUGAAACGUGGCUAUCAGUGGAAGCUGAACCAACCACAAGAUGUCUGUCUGCUUCCUCGAAAGCUUCAGGCUGCCAGGGUCUGCGAUCAAUUCUAUGCCUGCUGGCAGAAGAAAGCAACUGUGCACCAAGUAGAGGAGGAGACAGUGUCUCUUACUAGCCCAAUCAUUGCUGGAGACAGUGGCAGUAGCAAUGCCCUGGACAGGUCGCACCAUGCCCAGGAGGCCGUGAGACUCCUCUCAGUGCUUCAUGCAGCGUUUGGGCUUCGUUUCUACUCCUUGGGAUUUCUCAAGCUGGCUGGUAGCCUGCUCGGCUUCUCAGGCCCUCUGCUUCUGAACCUGCUGGUGAACUUCAUGGAGUCACAGCAGGAGCCCUUGAGCCACGGAGUGCUCUAUGCUCUUGGGCUCUUUGCUGGCUCCUUUGUGGGUGCGCUUUUACGGAACCAGUUCAGCUACGAGGUGCAGAAGGUGAUGCUGAUGGUGCGAGCUGCUGUCAUCUCUGCCAUUUACCGCAAGGCUCUACGUGUUGGCAGCACCAGCCUUUCCCGCUUCACUGUGGGUGAAAUUGUCAACUUCAUGAGCACAGACACCAGUAGGUUGGUCAACUUCUGUCUCAGCUUCCACGAGGUGUGGAGCCUGCCCUUCCAGUUUGCCAUUACGCUCUAUCUUCUCUACCAGCAAGUGGGUGUAGCCUUUCUGGGAGGCCUGGCCCUGGCACUACUGCUUGUGCCCAUCAACAAGGUCAUAGCCAACCGCAUCAUGAUGAGCAACACAGAGAUGCUGAAGCACAAGGAUACACGGGUCAAGCUAAUGACAGAGUUCCUAAGUGGCAUCCGUGUUAUCAAGUUUUAUGCCUGGGAGAAGCACUUCAGCACCAGGAUAAAUGCCUGCCGAGCUAAAGAGCUGCAGAAGUUGCGAGCCAUCAAGUACUUGGAUGCUGUGUGUGUUUAUCUGUGGGCAGCACUGCCAGUUGUUGUCUCCAUUGUCAUCUUCAUCACCUAUGUCCUAAUGGGUCACCAACUCACUGCCACAAAGGUGUUCACAGCAUUGGCCCUUGUGGGGAUGCUCAUCCUCCCCCUCAACAGCUUCCCAUGGGUGUUGAAUGGGACUUUGGAAGCCAAAGUUUCCCUGGAUCGAAUUCAGCGUUUCCUUGAACUCAUGGACCAGGAUUUGGAAGCUUAUUAUGCCCUAGGUAGCACUUCAGGAACAGCUUCUGCCAUAGAUAUAAGAGGUGCAGAUUUUUCAUGGGUGCCAGCCAUAGAAGGAAGCACCAGCCAGCCCUUAUCUACUGGCAGUCUGCAACUGCACAUUGAGAACCUCUCAGUGAGAAAGGGAAUGCUCCUGGGAGUUGUUGGGAAGGUUGGAUCUGGAAAGAGCUCUCUGCUUGCAGCUAUCACUGGAGAACUCAUUAAACAGGGUGGGCAAGUGUAUAUUUGUGACCUGGAGCAAGGAUUUGGCCUGGCCACACAGGAGCCUUGGAUCCAAUUUGCCACUGUCCGUGAGAACAUCCUUUUUGGGCGACAAUAUGAUGCCAGGCUGUAUGAGGAGGUGGUAGAGGCCUGUGCCCUCUCUGAGGACCUGAAUGUCUUACCUGCAGGUGACCAGACAGAGGUGGGUGAAAAUGGUGUGACACUCAGUGGGGGUCAGAAGGCUCGAAUAGCCCUUGCCAGGGCUGUUUACCAGGAAAAAGAGUUUUACCUUCUUGAUGAUCCCCUGGCUGCAGUUGAUGCGGAUGUAGCUAAUCAUCUUAUGCAGAAGUGCAUUCUUGGAAUUCUCCAACACAAGACCAGAAUCCUUUGCACCCAUAGGACAGAAUUUUUGGAGAAGGCUGAUGCCUUGUUGUUGAUGGACAAUGGCAGGAUAAUCAAGACAGGCCCACCAGCUGAUAUUCUGCCUCUUGUGGAAUCUGUCCCCAAAUUCAAGGAUGUGAACAAGAGGCGGGAUGAUAAAGACUCUGAUGAGCAGGACCAGGAAGAAGUUAUAGAGACAGAGGCAGAAGAAUCAUUGCAGGACAAAUGUCUCCUCCACAAGGAGGAGGAAAAGAAAGAAGGGGCUCUGGAUUUUCAGGUCUACAAGGCAUAUUGGUUGGCAAUGGGAAGCUGCUUAGCAUUAUCUAUCCUCCUCUCACUGCUCCUGAUGCAAGCAUCCAGAAAUAUCUCAGAUUGGUGGCUCUCACACUGGAUCUCCAGCAUAUCCAAAGCAGCAAAUACAUCUGUGAUGGUCUCUUCAGCUUCCCUACCUUCCACAAAGCUGCUUCUCUUCUCCAUUGUUGGGCUUGUCUCCCCCAUUCAAGUUCUGAACACAGCCCCAGUCCCUUCCAAUGCUUCGGUGGAUGUGAAUUUCUACCUGGCAGUUUAUGGGGGCAUUGCAGGGGCCAACUCUCUCUUCACCAUUUUUCGGGCCUUCCUAUUUGCCUAUGGCACUAUCCGUGCUGCCAUUGUCAUUCACAAACGACUGCUCCAGAGAGUUAUAAAGGCCACAGUCACCUUCUUUGAUACCACACCAACAGGCCGGAUCCUGAACCGCUUCUCCUCAGAUCUGUACUGUGUGGAUGACAGCUUGCCAUUUAUCCUUAACAUUUUCUUGGCUAACAUGUAUGGGCUUUUGGGCAUGCUGGUGAUAAUCACUUACGGUCUCCCUUGGAUUGGCCUGGUCUUACUUCCUCUGGCUGCUAUUUACUUCUCCAUCCAACGCUAUUACCGGCGCACAUCCCGGGAACUCAAGCGUCUUUACAGUGUCACCCUGUCCCCCAUUUACACUCAUUUCUCAGAGACUCUCUCAGGACUGAGCAGCAUUAGAGCCAUGCGGGCCACGCAAAGGUUUGAGUUGGAGAAUGAGCUGCGCCUAGAACACAAUCAGCGCUGCCUCUUUGCCAGCAACACAGCAAUGCAGUGGCUGGACAUUCGCUUGCAAAUGAUUGGAGUUGCUGUGAUUACAGCUAUUGCAGGAAUUGCCAUCAUCCAGCACCAGAAGCAGAUAGGAAAUCCAGGACUUGUGGGCCUGGCACUCUCAUAUGCGCUGUCUGUUACAAACCUGCUCUCAGGCCUCAUUUCCAGCUUCACUACAACAGAAACCAUGAUGGUGAGCGUGGAGCGGACAGAGGAAUAUACCACAGACAUCCCCAUGGAGCCCCAGGAUAAACUGGUCCAGGUUGCUGCUGACUGGCCAAGCCAAGGGCUUGUGGAAUUCCAGCAAGUGAUCCUGGCCUACAGAGCAGGCCUUCCCAAUGCACUUGAUGGAGUGAGUUUCACGGUGUACCCUGGAGAGAAGGUGGGGAUUGUGGGUCGCACAGGAUCUGGAAAAUCCACCCUUUUCUUGGCACUAUUCCGCAUGCUGGAGCUGAAAGCAGGCCGUAUUCUCCUGGAUGGUGUUGACAGCCAGCUGGUGGGCUUGGAGGAGCUGAGAUCUAGACUGGCUAUCAUCCCCCAGGAUCCGUUUUUAUUCAGUGGCUCAAUCCGAGAGAAUUUGGACCCUCAGGGAAAAUGGACAGAUGCUGAACUCCAUGAAGUGCUAGAGCAGUGCCACCUGUGGGAUGCUGUUACCCAGAUAGGUGGAUUGGACAGUGAGCUGGGAGAGAGAGGAAAGAGUCUAUCUGUGGGUCAGAGGCAGCUGGUGUGUCUGGCAAGAGCCCUCCUGACACAGGCCAAGGUGUUGUGCAUUGAUGAGGCCACAGCCAGUGUGGAUCAGAAGACAGACCAGCUGCUGCAGCAAACCAUCCGCCAGCGCUUUGCUGACAAAACUGUUUUGACAAUUGCUCACAGGCUGAACACCAUCUUGGACUCAGAUCGUGUGUUAGUGAUGCAGGCUGGAAGAGUGGUGGAGCUGGACUCACCUGCCUGCCUAAGCAAAAAGGACGGCUCCUUGUUUCAGCGCCUGCUGCACAGUGGGCAGCAGUGACCUCCUUCUGGGGCUGAGGUCAGGCAGUCCUUCUGGGUCUGUGUCUGCCUUUCCUCUUGCCUCAGCUGCCAGCUCCAUCCCUGCAGAGCCAGGAGCUGCUGAAGUGAGAGGAGGGGUCAUUGCCUCCUGCUGACAAUGACUGUGUAUCUCAGGAAUGGAAGCAUGGCCUUUCUUAUAGUUGGGAAAAGUGAACUGGUGCUUAGGGCCAUGUGAGCCUGGCUGGUGGGGCACUGUUGCCCUCCAAAGCUUCCCUUUGAGAUUACAGAGGGCUUUACUCCUCACUGAAGAAUCAGUGACUCCUAAUCUGAGGCUCAGUCUCAUGUAUGCAAUUUAGAAUAAAAUGGAAACAUUCUUGUGAA